UUAUUAUUGUUUUGGAUACCAACGAAAGGAUCAAACUAAGGCCAGUCAAGUCAGUCGGUGUCUGCGUCCCCGUGUGUCUCUGUGAGUGAGUACAAAUGAAUGAGUGAGUGACAAUUAAAAUUCACAAAAAUCAAAUGGAUUAAGUACAGUGUGUGAGUGAAGAUACAUACUGGGACCAUACCCACUGACUAUCAGUGCAAAUAAAUCAUUGGAUUAAAUUAACAACAAAUAAACAAAAAAUAAAUAAUAAUAAUAAAAAAAAAGGGCUGGUUGCGCGUCGUCAUUGCUCGUCGUUGAGUUUGUGUUGAGUGGCGCGGCCCCCGUUUUUUUGCUCACUCUUCAGUGCUCCGAAAUAAUAAAAAAAAAAAUAAAUAAUAGUAGAAAAAACAUCUACAAAUAAUAUAAAGACAAUAACUAUAUACAAAUUAUCAAAUUUAAUAACAAUACAAGAUAAGACAUUCAAAACAAAAUAAAAAAAAAAACAAACAUUCUAGUUAUUUUUAAAAUUAAAUAAAAAAUAAAAUAGUGUGUUCAAUUAUUGUGCGUGUGUGUUUUUACAAGUGUGUAUAUAUGUUUAAUAUAUAUAAUAAAAAUAAAUAAAUAAAAAAUAUUUUAUAUUAUUUUUAUUUUGGAUAAUAGGGCCUCGUCAAAAUGGCAGACAGGCGGUUCGCGGAGGAAGCCGCGGCCACCGACCUGUGUGACGAUAGUCGCGUGCCGCGUGAACGACACAAAAAACGCAUGUUAGAUCAUCAUGAUUCUCAUAUCAUGCAUAAUAAUAAUAAUGAUAAUUUAGAUGUUAAUGAUACAACAUCAUCAUCGAAUCUUGGUAGUUGUGGUGACGGUGAUGAUGGUGGUGAUAGUGAAAUAUCAUCUUGUUCAAGUGAUGACUGUCAUAAUAAUAAUAAUAAUAAUAAUAAUAAAAUUGAUGUGUUCAAUAUUGAUUAUUCUGAAAUUAAAAAAAUAUUUAAAAAAUCAUCAUCAUCAACAACAACAACAACAACAACAACAAAAACAUUGGAUGAAAAUAGUAUUGUUAAAUCAGAAUGUGAUAUUAUUAAAAAUGUGUUUAAAGAAAGAAAAAAUAAAAUAAAACCAGUAAUGGUUAAUUUUAGUGAUAGUAUUGAUUGUGAUGAAGAUGACGGUGAUGAUGGUGAUAAUGACGACGAUGAUGAUGACGAUGAUGAUGUUGAUGUUGAUUUUAAAUCAAAAGCAACAGUGGUUGAUUCAGCAGCAGCUGCUGUUGCUGUAUCAGCAAUACCAGAAGCAAUAAAAGAUAUGAAAAUUAAAAAAUUAACAUCAUCAACAAUUAAAUGUAAUAAUAAAUCAAUUAAAAGACGUUGUGAUGAUGAUGACGAUGAUGAUGACGAUGAUGUUGUUGCUAUGCUUGCUACAUCAUACAAAGGAAAGAUUAGAAGUGCCAAUGAUAGUCUUGUUGGACCCUGCGGAAAGAAGCGAUGCGCCGAUCGAUAUGACAGCUCCGAAAGCUCCGACAGUGGUGUUGCUGUAUCAUGUGGUGAUUGUAGUAGUAGUGGAACAAGUGAUAUAACUGAACCAGGUUCACCGUGUAGUACAAGUAGUAGUGACGAGGGUGUUGCUAUUAAUCGUGCUAAAUCAAAAAGUCCAUUACCAUCAUUACCAAAACUGGCGCCACCCACAACAAGUACCCACAAUGGGACCAGGCCCCAGUGGCCCUGGACCCCACCACUAGCUGCAACAGCAUGUACAACAAAUUAUAAAAAUAAUACAACAAGAAAUAAUGAACCAGAAAUUGGUACAUUACCAAAAUCUGGUGCUGCUGAUCCAUCAGUUAGAAUUAAUAAUAAUAAAACAUCUAAAUUACAAAAUCAUCACGAUACACAAGGAAAAAUAACUGAAUAUUUUAAAACACAAAUUAAACCACAACAACCCAAGAUUAAAAAGACAUCAACUGAAAUGUCUGUAUUAAUUGCUAAAAAUUCACCAGAAUUUCGUCGACCACAAACUGUUCAAAGAAAUAAAAAUGGUUUAGCUAAAUAUUUAAAUGUUGUAUUACCAAAUAGUCGAAGAAUUGAUAAUUGGAAUGUUAAAAAAAUAUCAUCACCACCAACAAUAACAACAACAACAGCUACAAAAACAUUAACACCACCAGCUCCACCACCAACACCAGCAACAACAACACCAUCGCCAACAACAACAACAACAACAACAGCAUCAAUAAAUGUUAAAAAAUUAACAUCAGCAAAUACACCACGUGUAACUGUAACAAAACUUGAUAAAAAAUUAAUAUCAAAAGCAUUACCAGGAUUGCCAAUAUCAAGUGAUGUUUUAUCAAGUAUAACUGGUUGUAAAAUAUCAUCAUUAAGACUGACAAAUGAAGCAAGUCCAAAGGCAACAAUUAUUGAGCCAUCUUCAACUCCAACAGUUGUUAAUAACAAUAAUAACAAUAACAACAAUAAUAAUAAUAGUAAUAGUUAUAAUAAUAAUGAGCCUGUGGGAAUUGAUUUUACUUCAUUUCAUAAAAAAUCAAUUGUCAAUGAAAAUAAUAAUAAUAUAACAUCAACAAAUCAUGCAAGGACAAAUGGACAACAAAAUUCAUUAUCAAGGUUAUCAUCUUCUGGAAUUUUAAAUGCAAAAACAUUGCCAACAACAACAACAACGACGACAACAACGACGUCUAGAAGACUGGAUGAUGAUUAUGAGGAAGAAGAAGAAGAUGAAUCAUCAAGAAGUAGUGAAUCAAAACCAUCAUCAAUAUCACCAAUAUUAACAGCACCAACAACUAUAAGAUUUCCAGCUAGAGUACCAACUAAAAAUAACAGAACAACAAAUGACAGUGGCAUAUGUCGAUGGGAUAAAUGUGAUAUUAAUUUCGAAUGUAAUAUAACUCUUCUUGAACAUUUACAAAAUGCUCAUAUAAAUUCACAAACUGGUGGAGAUAAUUUUGUUUGUCAAUGGCAAGGAUGCAAAGUUCAAGGCAGAUCAUCAUGCUCAAGAAGAUGGCUAGAAAGACAUGUAUUAUCACACGGUGGAAAUAAACCAUUUAGAUGCAUCGUUGAUGGUUGUGGCAGUAGUUUCAAUUCACAGCCUGCUUUAGAAAGACAUGUCAACAAUCACUUCAAUCAAUCAGAAACAAGUAGCAGCAGUAGUAGAAAAAGUUGUGAGAAUGGAAAACUCGUUCGGAGAAAUGGAAAAAAAUUGAGAUACAGAAGACAACCAUGGUCGGCGAGAUUAUUUGAUUAUAUUGAUACCGGUGUUAUGGAGGGUCUACAGCAUCGAUUAUUAGAAAUAGCAAAAACCAGAACACAAGGAAAACUUGCUGAAACACCUGGUGAUUCAAUAGCCUUAACUAGUCAAAUUUUAGCAAAAAGAGUUGAAAUGGAUGGAAAAACAAAGGUGCUUUUACGAUGGUAUCCACGAGACAUUGAACCGGACGAGUGGGUUGCCGAGUCACAAGUACAAAUGACUAAAAAUAUAAAUAUAAGAAAAGCUGCGUCUGUAUCAACAGAUGAAAUGAGUUUAAUACUUCAUCCAGCAUUACACGGGGGUAAACCAUCGCCAAUACGAAUAAAACAACGACGAAAACCAGUUAAAAAUUCGUGAGAGUGCCAAUAAAUUAUUUCAUCACCAGAAUGUUGUCAUCAUUCAUCAGUUUAAUCGAUUUAAACACACACAAAUAAAAACAACAACAUCAUCAUCAUCAUUAUCAUCUAAGAAUAAUUAAGUCUCGACGCAUUUAUAAAUUUAAUUUUUAAAACAAAUUAUCAAGUCAGCAAAAUAUACAUCGCUUCGAUAUUAAAAAUAAGUGAAGAAAAAAAAAUUAAAAAGCCAAUAACAUCAUGAAGAGUUAAACAACAAACAACUUUAUCAUCGUCGUCUUCGUCGUCGUCGUCGUUGUUAAAAAAGUUGAGCAAUAUUUUGUCUAAUAUUGUUUAGUAGAAAAAAAAAUGCCUGGAGUGAGUUUAAUAGGGUCGAAUAUAAUUAUCAAAUGAUAGUUUUUUGAAAAAAAAUUAAUAAUUAAUCAUAGUACACUUGACAUUGAGCAGGUUUCUCAUCACCAUGUCUGUGAUUUUGUAAAUAGUCAAUUAAUCUCAAUAAAAUUAUUUUUAAAAAGUAUCAUAAACAAUCCGAAAAAAGUGCCUCAAAGUAUAGAAAAAUUUGUAGCAUUUGCCAAUGACUGACUUGACUUGAAAUAUAUUUAAUAAUACUUGGACAGUUUGAUAAUAUUAUCUAAGUCGAAUUAUUAGUAAAUAAUAUGCAAUUGUUUUUUGAAAAGUAAAAAUACAUUUUUGGAUAAAAAAAAAUUUAAAGUUAAAAAAAAAAAUAGAUAAUCUUAUGAUAUACUUAUUGAUUACUUAUUAAUUAUUAAGUCUUGUAAUGAUUAUAGUAAAAUAAAAAAUCACUCUGGUGGCCUUACCAAUUGGUUUUUGAUACUUUUAAAAAAUUGAUAAGAGAAAUUAUCAAUGUGAUUUGUUUGAACAAAUAAUUUACAUGAUAAUUUUUUGAUAAUAUUGAGAUUAUUGAUGAAAUUUACAAUGUAAAUUUAAUACAAAAAAAUUAUAUUUUUAUUCAAUAAUUCGACGAGGCAUAGAAAAUAUGAGGCUUUUUUCUUUUUUUUUUUUUGCUCAAUUUGUUGUCUUUGAUUUAAAUAUUUUUUUCUAAUUUUUUUUCUUUCCAAUUAAAUCAGCAUAAUAGCACACUAUUCCAAAGUAUUAGAAAAAAAAAAAAAAAGAAAAUUUACAUUAAAUAAUUAUUUGACUAAAUUUUAACUCAAAAUAAUUUUGCUCAAUAAUUGAAAUUUUUCAUAAUUUAAAUUCUUUUUCUUGAUAAUUUAUUGAUGUAUUUUUUUAUUUUAAAAAUAUCGUUUUGUGCUGUAUGACUUGACAACUAAUCGAUGAGCUAAAUCCAUAAAUAUGGGUUAAAUUACAAAGGCUGUGUUUUCACAUAUUUCCACGCCUCGUGCUGUUUAGUUUAAAUAAAAGAAAAAAAAAAAAAUAUUAUAAAAACAGAAAUGACCGGGUGGGAAUAAUGUAUUUCGAUUUAAUUGCAAAAAUGAAAAAUAAUAAUUAUAAUAAUUCGAAGAUACAAUCAUGAAUGAUCUAAGAAAAUAAUUAAAUAAUAAUAAAAAAUGCAAGUUAGUUUUGUUUGAAUAUAAAAAAAAAGAUGAUAAAUAAUUAAUUGUAAAAAUACAAAGUAAAAGAUUAAACAUAAAGCUAAGAUAAAAUAAAAAAAAAGAAGAAGAAAAAGAAGUUAAAUGAUAAGAUAGAUAAUGUAAGAAUGAAUGUUUUGUAAAUUGAAUGUUAUGAUGGUCGUCGGAAUAGGGUAAUUGUUAGAAAUGACAAUAUCCAAAUUGACAUAUAUAUUUGACACAUUCACAACAGCUAUAAAUACACUGCCAAUAUGUGUUAUUUGAAAUUAACUUAUUAGUUGAUUUAUUCAUUAUUUUAUUAUGAAUUUAUCGUAAUAAUUUAAUAUUUGUUUAGUAAUAAUAAUGUAAUUUAAAGUUUAUUGUAGAUUUGCAUCAAGUUGCUCAUUUGUCACACGUUUUAUCGUUAAAUUAUUAAUAAUUCGUAAAUAUAUUUCAAUUGAUAACGUGUCUGACUUUAAAUAAUUGUAACUUGCGGUAAUUUUUUUUUUAUUUUGUAAAUAGAUAGUUCAAUUUUAUUGAUUAUUAGCUUUAAUAAUUAGUGCAUUUAAUUCGUUGUAUUUAAAUAUAAUUUUGUUUAUAAUUUUUCUUUUUUUUUUUUUUUUUUUAUAUACGCACAAUUUUAUAUGAAUAUUCAACAAUUAGUUGAUUUAUUUUCAUUUGUAAUUUCACUGCCAAACACAGCACUGCCUAAAUAAUUUUUAGAUUUGAAAUUAAAAAAAAACUUUUUUUAUUUUUUUUUUUCGUGUAAAAGUGAUUUGCAAAAGUAUUUUUGAAAAUUUUUUUUUCCUUAUGUUUUUUAUUUAUAAAUUUAUUACUGCCAUAACGUGACUAUUUUUUUUCACAUUAGUAAUAAUUUAGAGCAAUUUAAAUUGACACUGCCAAUAGUCGUUGAAUAAAUUAUCUGUGAACAAAAGUGGCCGAAUUAAAUUAAACUUGUGUUCAUUUUUUUUUAUUUUAAGAAAUUAAAUUUAUCCUUUCCUUGAUACAUAUUGUGUUUGUUAUUAUUAUUUUUGUUUAUUUGUUAAUGAAGCAUUUUGAGAAAGGUCUGUCAACUUGUCAUAGAUAAAUUUAUUAUUAUUUUUGUGAUAAAUUGUCAUUUAAUUAACUUCAAUUGACUGUUUUUUUAUUGAAAACAAAUGGGACCAAUUUUAAACUAACAAAUUUCGAAAUAUUGACUUUGACUUUUAAUUAUUUUUUUUUUUUUUUAUUAGUAAAAUGAUAAAACUCGUUAGAAAUAUAUUAUAUAAAAUUAUUUAAUUAAAAUCUUAGACUGACGACUUAAAAAUUACGUAAAUAAAUUUUAGAAAAUUUUUAGUUUUAAUUAUAAAGAUAAUAGUUUUUUUUAUUUAUUAUUUUUAAAUUUACACGAUGAAAUUGUCGUUGUUUUUAAAAUAAAAGAAUAAAAUUUAAUUUAUAUGUGUAAAAAAUAAAUAAUUCAUGAAGACUGUAAUUGGAUUUCAUGCACCGUGAAAUUCGUUGAGCGUUAUAAAAUUUAAUUGAGAUAUUUUAUUACAAUUGACUGCGAUUUUUUAUUAUUUUGACGAUAGUCAAUGACAGUCCUUUCUCACAAUAUCGUCACAAUUAUAUUUUUCCAAAACAACAAAAUUCUCAUUGCUUUAUAAUAUUAUUAAAUUAUUAUUUUGCCUUUCUUUUAUUUUAUUUAUUUUUUUUUUUUUGUAAUUGUUACAAGUUAUUCAUGCUCCUAGCAAUCACAAAAAAAAAAAAAAAAAGAAAUUCAGUUUGACUGUAACACUGUGUAUUCAAACAGAAAUGUAUUGUACAAUAUUAAUAAAUUAGCAUAUUCAUUAAAUUUAUUAUCGAGCGAAUGAAUUUAUCAAUUUAAGAUUUUAUAUUAAUUUUAAUAAAUGGACUAAUUUAGUCCAGGUAUAACGAAAGAAUAUAUAAAUAAAAAAAAAAAAAUACAUAAAUAUAUUAUAUAUGCAGAGUCGUUAUAUUAUGUCACUGCCAAACAAAAUGACUAUUUUAAUUUUAAUCUGUUCGUAAUAAUUAACUCUUCAAUAAUCAUUUAUUUUUAUCCAAAUGAAAAAUAUUAAUAAACACGAACCAUAUUUAAAAAUAAAUAACAAAAAAACCAACAAAAAACGACCAUAAUACAUUUUUUUUUAAAAUAAUAAAAACUGUAAAUAAAACAAUUUAAUAAAAAUAUAAAUAUUUAAAACAACUGCGUGCACAUUUAAUGACAAAGAAAAAAUAUAUAUUCAAAUAAAUAAUAACGGAAAUAUAAUAAAAUAAUAAUAUAAAUCCGUAUUUUUGCAAAAAUAAUAAAUACAAAUUUUUUGGCCCAAAUAUCAAAGUUCGAAUAACGAAUGUUUGAAAAUGAAUGAUUGAAAUUUUAUUAUAGAUUUUUAUUUAUUUAAAAAUAUAUAAGUAUAUUGUUUAUUAAAUAAAAAUAAAAAAAUAAUUUCUUUUUUUCUUUAUUCAUUUUUUUUCUACCUAUUUUUUUUUACUUUUAAAUAUUUUUCUUUUUUCUUUAAAUUAAUUAUCAGCAUUUAUUUGAAUAAUGUAUAAAUUGAUGAAUGAAAAUGUAAUUAAAUAAAUGAGAUAUAAUCAAUGCAAAUUAAAUAAUAAUAAAUAUAUAAAAAUAAAAAUAAAUGGGCUUAAUAUUUUUCGAAAUAUAUCGAUUAUUUCGAAAUAUAUUUUUUCGAUAUAAAAUCAGAUUAAUAUUUAAUAAUUCAAAUCCCAUUAAUAUGUAUAAUGUAUAUAUAAUAAAAAUAAUAAUAAUAAUAACUGGUAUAACUAUUGCGUGAAUUAUUAAAAAAUAAAAUUAAAAAAAAAAAAAUUAAACGUGGAGUCGUGAUGAAUUAUAGCUAUAUUAAAUAAAUGGUGUUUGCAUUUAUUAUAAAUUUUAUGUAGAGUGCGAGAUAAUGAUUUAAAAAACAAAAAAAGUAUAAAUAUAAAUAUAUUAAAAUAUAUGAGGUUUUUUUGAGUAAUAAGUGUAUCAAAAGAGAAAAAAAAAACAAAAAGUAAUAAUAAUAAUAUAAAAUGACAAAAAGUAAAAUUUCUAAAUAAUUAAAUAAAUAAUAAUAAUUAAUAAUUGGGUAUUCGCGAUAAUGGAUGAAUUGGACACGUGGUUUCGAUCAUCAUGAUGACCAUUGUAUAAUAUUAAAUUCAAUCGUGAAUUUAAUAUGAAAAAUAUUUGUCUAUAAAAUACUAUUAUUAUUUUUAUUUGUUUAAUAAUCAAUCCAAAUUUGUGUAUAUUUUAGAAACUGUCGAGAAAAAGCCUGCAUAUUAUGUCAUAGAAAAUAGCAAUGUAUAUUUAAACUAUUGUAUUAAAACAACAAUUUUAUUAAAAUACAAAAAAAAAAAAGAAAAAAAUAAUAUUAUUUUUAUUUUGUUUAAUUUGAUUUUGUUUAUUUUUUAUUUUUUAUAAUUUUGUUUGGAGAUUGUUAUAACGUGUUAUUAAUUAAUUAUAAUGUUUGGAUUUUAUAUUUAUUUUCUUUUUGUUUUUGAAAUUAUUUUUCAUUUUAGUUUAUAAUUUUUUAAUUGAUAAUUCAUAUUGUUGUGUAAUGAACACGUUCCUUUUUCCUGAAUCGCGAAUUCCCGAUGAUUAGAUGAAAUAUUUGUAAGUUAAUAAUUGUCUAUGAAAUAUUAUUGUAAGUGCAAAAAGAUUAUUGAUAAAUUAACUAUAAAUAGUAGAAAUUAAAUAAUUAAAAUUAUUUGUUAUUUGAAUUUAAUAAUAAAUUAUCGUUUUUAGUUUUUUAAAUUAUAGUCAAAUUUUUAUUGAGAAUUAAAAUCAUUUUUUUAAUUUAUUAGUUUUAUUUUUAUAAUUAAAUUAGCUUUUUUAUUUAUUCUAAAUGAAAUAAACAUUGACAAUUUUAUUUGCGAAUAAAAUCAUUUUUUUAGUUUUAUUUUAAAAGUUUUUAAAAAUAAUGUUUUCUUUAUUUUUAAAUUCAAAUAUUCUAAACUAUAGCUUUAUAAUUUUUUAAAUUACGUUUUUCUUUUUUUUUUUAAAUAAAAUCAGCUUGUAAAAUUAUUCCUAAACUAGAUUUUUAUAUUUUCAAUUUUCAUUUAAUUUUGAAACUCUUAAAAUUCAGCUUAACUUUCAUCAAAUUAAUAUAUUACUAUUUAAUUGAUUUGUUGAAAAAAAAUAAAAAAUAGAUUAAUUAGCAUAAAUCUUUUGCACCAAAAAUAAGUUAAAAAAAAUAAUUACACAUACUCAAUUAUAAAAAACAAUAUAUGUAUUGAUAAUUUUAAAUGUUAUAAGAAGUGAUGCUAUGAGUGUUUGCAUUCGUUUAUAUUUUCGGUAUAAAAUAUUAUCGAAAAGACUUCACAUAUUGUACCAUUAACUACUGUAACAUUCUUUAUAUAAAAAAAAAAAAAAAAAAACAAAAUUGACUAAAUAAUAAACAAGCAAUUUCACUGAAAAUAAAUAAAUUAAAAUUCAACAUUUAAAUUCAAUAGUUAAUUUAAUUAUCAAAUAAAAAAAAUAUAUAAAAAAUAACAGUCAACUGUUGGAAUGUUCAAAAUUUUAUAAAAUAAUAAAAUUCGUAUAAAAAAAGAUCAACAAACUCGUGGAGCCUUUGAUGAAUCAUGUUAACUUUUUUGAAAAAAAAAAAAAAUUAAAAUUCUCACAUCAAUUCAUUCGCGUUGAAAUUGAAAAAAAUAAAAUAAUUUAAAAUCAAAACAAUAAUAAUAUUAUAAACAAUCUAUCUAAUAAAUAAGCAAAUCAAUUUUAAAACUUUAAACAAUUUAGAAAAAAAAAACAAAAGUAUUUCCUAGUGUUAUUUAAAUUUUGUAAAUUUAUAAUUUAACUUGUUCAAUUUGCUUGUUAAAUAUUAGUCAAAUUUGUUUGUAAAAAAAGAAAAAAAAUUAAAAACAAUAUAUAAGUGUGCGAGAGAAAAAAAAGAGAGAGAGAGAGUAUCACCAUUGUCAUCAUAUCAUAAAAAUAUAAAUAGCAAAGUUGAGUUGAGUUGAAUGGUCAAUGCUUGAUGAUGGAAUUACGAGUUUAAUUUCUUGCUCUCGUAUUUGCCCUCUUGAUUUUUCAUCUCUUGUGAUGUUGUUGCAUUUAUCCAUCUCACUUGCCCACCUCAACAGACAUUUACAGUUAAGGACACGUCGUGCUUGUUGAUGCUGCAAGUGCACGCCAAUUCUUACCGCAAUAAAAUUAAAAAUCACCGUUGCAAUGGAGACAAUUAAAUAUAUAUAUAUACGCGAACCGUUGGGAUAUAUUGACCCCCGUAAUUCCAUAAUUUAAUUGCUCGGAAUUUAAGUUUAUUACAAUUAAACUUGUUCUUAACAUUGUUUUACAUUUUUUUAAAUUUUUUUUCUUGCAAUCUUUAUACUGUAUCUACACACAACAAUAUCAACAUCAAUAGAUAAAUUUUCUUUAACGAUUUGAUAAAUUUUACGGAUCGAUUAAUAAACAAAACAAAUCCCUAAUAAUUUUUUUUUUAUUUUAUUUUCUAUACGUGCCACAGUGGACAAUUAAAACAACCGAAAGUUUUUUUUUGUUUUUGUUCUGGACCUUUUUCUAUUGGGACUUUUUUUAUUGGACCUCCGAGAAUCAUCAUUAUUACCAAUU
Aphidius gifuensis is the source of this 10667-nucleotide messenger RNA. It is a transcript of the gene jing, whose product is annotated as exonuclease 1. The coding region runs from base 652 to 3579 and encodes 975 amino acids. Gene Ontology annotation, biological process: regulation of transcription by RNA polymerase II. The record is from RefSeq and is a predicted model, not a curated record. Gene Ontology annotation, cellular component: ESC/E(Z) complex. Lineage: Eukaryota; Metazoa; Arthropoda; Insecta; Hymenoptera; Braconidae. The transcript is spliced from 8 exons.